CCCAAUCCAAGACUAUUCACUUUCCCAUUCUUUUCCCAAAAAUCUUCUCUUCCCGCCGCCCACUACCACCAGCGCUGCCGCCACCACAUCCCAGUGGUUCUCUUUCAAACUACGAUCGGGUCGUUACCACAACUGGAAACAAACCUUAAAUGGCGACCGCCGCACCGACAACUGUUUCCUCUGACACAACAACCACCACUCCUUCUGACGGUCCCGUCCUUAACCUCAUCAACAAACGCAUCCGUGCGUUACGUAAGAAAUACAACCGCAUCCUCCAAAUGGAAGAAUCCGUCUCGCAGGGAAAAAUCUUAAACAAAGAGCAAGAAGAAGUCCUCCGUUCAAAACCCACCGUCUCCGCCCUAAUCGACGAACUCGAGAAGCUUCGCCAACCUCUCUCCUCCGCCGUUUCCGAAGAAAUAUCACUCGCGUUACAGCGUCAAACCAUUUCGACUGAAGAAACUACCUCGCAAACCCAAGAGCAGCCGCCCGAUGAGCCUGAUCAUACCAUUGAGGAUCUCCUCAACCUGCUCUAUUUCGGGUCGUUGUUCGAUGUUAAGACUCAGAAUGAUUUCACUUCGACGAUGUUGACUCGGACUCACGAGAGGGGCUGUUGCCUGACCUACGAUUACGUCACCGACGACGCCACCGACCUGCUUAGUGAGAAAGAUUUGGAUUCGAUUUCGUCUCUGAGUGGACUAUUGACUUCGCGUCCUGCUGAUUCCAGUUUGUCUCACAAAAACGCUUUGCACCGUUGUGUUCAAUAUGCUAAGCUUUGGCUUUCGAACUCUGACCAGCCCAUCGACCCCAAUGCCGGAGUUUCCUAUGCUGGGUUGAGAGAGAGGCUUAACAAGAUUAUGGCUUUGGAGUAUUUUACAACCACCCCCGAGAUGAAGGCACCGGUUGAAGUGGCUGCGGCUGCCGGGACUUAUACCACUUUUCAGGUUCCACUGCAGAGUGUCCCCAUCUCUGUGCCUGUUGAGGUGGAAGAUUCAAUUGAGCAGUAUCAGCAGAAGGAAGCAGAUACAUCCAAUUAUCAAGAAACUGAGACCAGCGGCAGUCAAUUUAGUCCUGCAGAGGAACUUCAAAAGGAUGAACCGGAGUUGGAAAAUCAUCCCGAGGCCACUGCUGUUCAACAAGAAGGUGGCAAAUUUCAGUUGGAUAUGGACCCCAAUCAGAGAGAUGUAGAACCCAGGGAGCAGCAGUAUGUUCCUCGAAGACCCUAUCACAACCAAAGAGGGAGUCGUGCUACUGGAGGUGGUCGUAGGGGUUACUCCAAUGGUCGUGGAGGUCGAGGCAGUGGAAGGGGUGGUGGAGCCAACCAAAAUGGUCGAAGCCAAUACUAUGAUCAGCCCGGCAACAACUAUUCUAGGAACUAUUAUAACAACCGGGGAAGAGGUGGCAGAGGCAGUGCCCACGCUUACAACAAUCAGAGCUCGACGGCUCAGGGUGGUCAUGCCUCGGCCGAUGCUAGUGUCGCCUCAUGAGUGCUUUAGGCCGUGUUUAUGAGGUCGGCCUCUCGAAGUGGGUGGUGAAAAUGCACCUUUUGGCUUUUGGCUUUUGAGUUUGCUCAGAAAGCAUGUUUUGAAAGUGGGUUCAUGUUUAUAUGGUAUCAUCCAGGACAACCCUAAUUUACUCAUUUUGUAGUUGAGAGAGUCGGUGACUUGCAUUGGAAAUCAUUGAAAACCAUAGACUUCUACCAAUAUCCUCCUUGCUUUUUAACAUGCACUUUGUUA
Molecule: messenger RNA, 1733 nt
Organism: Hibiscus syriacus
Lineage: Eukaryota; Viridiplantae; Streptophyta; Magnoliopsida; Malvales; Malvaceae
Exons: 4
Coding region: 150-1484 (444 amino acids)
Source: RefSeq, a predicted model, not a curated record